Messenger RNA from Hemibagrus wyckioides, 3106 nucleotides. It is a transcript of the gene fbxo21, whose product is annotated as F-box protein 21. NCBI's taxonomy places the organism in Eukaryota, Metazoa, Chordata, Actinopteri, Siluriformes, Bagridae. The transcript is spliced from 12 exons. The coding region runs from base 37 to 1950 and encodes 637 amino acids. The record is from RefSeq and is a predicted model, not a curated record. Gene Ontology annotation, molecular function: protein binding; DNA binding.
ACCUCGACGAUGAGGUCAUCGGAGUAAACAGAAAAGAUGGCGACGCCUUGCAACGGUGAACGGCUAUCGGGAACCAAUUCAGUCAUAUCAGAAGGCUACGUUAAAAAACUAACGGAUUUACCGACUGAGCUGUUAGAGUACAUUUUGUGUUUCCCCGUGCUGAACCACAUCGACAUUUCCAACGUGUCCUGCUGCUGCAAACGGCUUCAUGAAGUGUGUCACAGCAGCGGGAAGGUCUGGGGACACCAGUACAAACUCAGGUGGCCUCGGCUGCAGAAACUCUAUCGGCAGAACGAAUCCUACGACUGGCAGCAGGAGUUCAGGACCAGGCUCAGGGUCUGUCUACAGAUCCAACGAACCGUCGUGUCCAUUUCCAAGAGAUUCUUCGCUGAAGUUCCUUGCGUUGGUCAGGUUUUGGGUGACAGCUUUACAGAAAUCGAAUCUCUUGGUGCACCUGAACAUUUCUGUGAAGACGAGCUCCUCUCCAUUCUCAACUCAGACAGAAGGAAGAGCCUGACGUUGAAGUACUAUGCAAAGAAAAUUCUCUACUUCCUUCGUCAGCAGAACAUCCUGAGGAGCCUGAAGGGAUUCCUAGAGCGACCUCCAGAGCAGCAGUUGGCUUUGGAAGGUGCAGUGCUGGUGGAUCAGUACUGUAACCCCCUGGCUGAUGUCACCCUGGAGGGUAUUUCUGCUCAGCUGGAUGACAUCACAGAGAAGGUGAAGAAAUAUCUCCGGGUGAAAAACGCUUCUCAUCCCAGCUUGAGAUCAGCUCAAGGUGACUGUGUGCUGGUGCAGGACUUUGAGCUCCAGCGGCAGGUUCUCUGUGCCCUCAAUGCGGUUCUGUAUGAACAGCUGCAGUUUAAAGGCAACGAGCGUGACUACUACAACCCCAAGAAUUCAUACCUGCACCAGGUGCUCCUGCGGAGGACAGGCAUUCCCAUCAGCCUCUCUGUGCUCUACAUGACACUAGCCAGGAAGCUGGGGGUCCUGCUGGAGCCGGUCAACUUCCCCAAUCACUUCCUGCUCCGCUGGUGCCAGCGCCGGACCAGCAGUGACAACAUCUACGACUACGUUUACAUCGACGCGUUCGGGAAAGGCAAGCAGCUGACGGCUAAAGAGUGUGAGUACCUGAUCCGACAGCAGGUGACCGCAGAUUACUACAACUCCAUCAGCACCACUGAGCUGCUGCUGCGCAUGGUGGGGAACCUGCUCAACAUCGGCAAGAGGGGAGAAGGCAGUGAGAAGUCGUACCAGCUGCUGAGGGACUCUCUGGAUCUCUACCUCACCAUCGACCCUGAUAACGUGCAGUAUCUGCUGCUGCAGGCGCGACUCUACUUCCACCUGGGCAUCUGGCCCGAGAAGGUGCUGGACAUCCUGCAGCACAUCCAGGCGUUGGAUCCGUCUCAGCACGGCGCCGUGGGUUACCUGGUGCAGCACACGCUGGAACACAUCCAGCACAAGAGACACGCCGUGGAGCACGAGGUGAAGAGACGCAGCGCUCCAGAACACAGCCAAGUGCAGUAUUCGGUCGGCCUCAUCAUGAAGCACAAGAGGUCGGGUUAUAACUGCGUCGUUUACGGCUGGGAUCCCAAAUGCUCGAUGAGUCCGGAGUGGAUCGCCACCAUGCGAGUGCAUCAGCUGACCCACGGAGCCAAUCAGCCCUUCUACAACGUCCUGGUGCAGGACGGCACGUGCAGAUACGCUGCUCAGGAGAAUCUGGAGCCUCACUCUGCACCGUUGGAAAUCAGUCACCCGGAGGUUGGACGCUACUUCAGCGACUUCUCUGACACGCACUACGUGGCCAACGAGGAGCUCCAGAGCCAUUACCCAGAGGACGUUGCGGAGACACAGAGAGCCGUGCAGGAGCUCUACCACUCACACAGCCUCGACUCAGGACACGCUGCAGGGUCAAACACUGACCACAGCGCCAUGACACCUUUAACACCUUAAACUGCUUCUUAACCACUUACAAACCUUAAACACUUUCAUCACUAACACUCACAGAUCCUCUCUCAUCACUAACCCUCACAGAUCCACAAAGAUCCUCUCUCAUCAGUAACCCUCACAGAUCCUCAAAGAUCCUCUCUCAUCAGUAACCCUCACAGAUCCUCAAAGAUCCUCUCUCAUCAGUAACCCUCACAGAUCCACAAAGAUCCUCUCUCAUCAGUAACCCUCACAGAUCCACAAAGAUCCUCUCUCAUCAGUAACCCUCACAGAUCCUCAAAGAUCCUCUCUCUUCACCAACCCUCAAAGAUCCUCUCUCUUCACCAACCCUCAAAGAUCCUCUCUCCUAACAGAUUCUCACAGAUCCUCUCUCAUCACUAACCCUCACAGAUCCUCUCUCCUAACAGAUUCUCACAGAUCCUCUCUCAUCACUAACCCUCACAGAUCCUCUCUCCUAACAGAUUCUCACAGAUCCUCUCUCAUCACUAAGCCUCACAGAUCCCCACAGUUCCACUCUCCUCACAAAUCAUCACAGAUUCCCAUAGAUCCUCUCUCCUCACAGAUCCUCAGAGAUCCUCUCUCUUCACAGAUCCUCUCUCCAGACAGAAAUAUCCUCAAAAAUCAUCAAAGAUCCUCACAGAUUCUCUCUCAUUACCAACCGUGACAGAUCCUCACACAGAUCCUCACAGAUCACAGAUCCCCACAGAUCCUCUCUCGAGCUCAAAGUUUAGAUUCAUGCCCCAUUGCAAGUUUUCUGUGAAAAAACAUGUGUAGAGUGAGAGUCAUGUUAAACAGCUCACAUGUCGAGGAAACAAUCCUAAUUUAUCCUGAGAUUUUUUCAUGAUAUCAGUCAUUAAUUCACAUACUUGCUCCCAGGAUUUAGCACUUCUGCUCGAGAUUUUUCUUUAAUCUGAUCCUGGAUCAGUUCUGUAGGAUUAUUCAGUCCAUUGGUCACCCAUUUUCACUGCCCCAAUCCUCAUGCACUUAGGAAAGAAUAAAAAAAAUACCCCUUAUUUUUUUUUCUAAUAUAUUUACAGUUAAAUAAAUAGUAAACAAGAGCUUGUGAAAGCUGCCAUGUAAAAGAUGAUGAUGAUGAUGAUGAUGAUGAUGAAUGCUUCAAAAAUGGCUGUAGAGAAAUGAUGUCAAUAAAAAAAAUGAGAGA